GACAGUCCGCGUGAUUAACAUGCUUCAUGAUGAUUGCUUUUUUGGUGGUGGUAGCUACUGCCUUUGUAAUAUUAUAUUCAUUAGUGUAUUGUUUUCAGAAGACGGUCUUUCAAUAUCGAGUUCAAAGCAAUUUUGCAUCUUCGAAAAAUGUAGCUUUAGUAAUUGCUCAUCCAGAUGAUGAAGUAAUGUUUUUUGCACCCACAAUACACAAUGUUUUGAAAUUUAUUAGCGUGGAUAAUUUUCUCAUUUUAUCUAUAACAAGUGGAAACUACAAUGGGAUUGGAAACACCAGAAGAAAUGAACUAAAACUCUGCUGCAAAGAACUUUGUAUAAAGGAGGAAAAUGUGUUGUUUUUGGAGGAGAAUCAUUUUCUUGAUGAUCCAUCUCACAAAUGGGAUAUACAACAGCUAAAAUUGGAACUGGAAGCUAAUUUGAAAAAGAACAAUGUAGAUAUGGUAAUUACAUUUGGAGAAUAUGGUGUCUCUGGUCAUUCUAACCAUCAAGAUACGCAUACAGUUAUUAAAUCUCUGCGGAACGUAAAGGUGUUCUUUUUAGAAGAUGUAAAUAUUUUGCGAAAGUAUUCAUCCAUAUUUGAUGUGCUGUUUACAUGUAUCAUUGCUGGUGCUCUACAAAGUAAUACGAAUUACAUAAUUUUAGCAAACUUGUUCUAAUAUCAUCUCCUUGGGAAGUUUAUAAAACUUAUUGUGGCAUGAAGUGUCAUCAGAGUCAAUUUGUUUGGUUCCGAAAACUCUACUUUCUCUUUUCAAGAUACAUCAUGGUAAACCAACUUUCAACUGUUCAUCAUGACAAAACACAAUAACGAUGACGCGUAGUAGAUAGUAUAUUGUUUUUUCUUGGAGAAUGUUUUGGUUUACAGUAUGCAAUAGUUCAGGCAGAAAAAAGUUUUUUUUUUGUCAUCAAAACAAAGACAAUGUGUUAAUUAAAUUGUAAUGACAUACUGGACCUAAAAUUCAUUCUUAACAGGAUGUCAUAUUUCUAUUUAAUAUUUAAACAAAAAAUACUUACGUCUUCCGUUU
Hydractinia symbiolongicarpus is the source of this 1037-nucleotide messenger RNA. RefSeq names its product N-acetylglucosaminyl-phosphatidylinositol de-N-acetylase-like. Gene Ontology annotation, molecular function: N-acetylglucosaminylphosphatidylinositol deacetylase activity. Bases 27 to 671 code for a protein of 214 amino acids. The transcript has 6 exons. Gene Ontology annotation, cellular component: endoplasmic reticulum. Lineage: Eukaryota; Metazoa; Cnidaria; Hydrozoa; Anthoathecata; Hydractiniidae. Gene Ontology annotation, biological process: GPI anchor biosynthetic process. The record is from RefSeq and is a predicted model, not a curated record.